Emericellopsis cladophorae is the source of this 765-nucleotide messenger RNA. Its product is annotated as RNA exonuclease-like protein. The record is from RefSeq and is a predicted model, not a curated record. Lineage: Eukaryota; Fungi; Ascomycota; Sordariomycetes; Hypocreales; Bionectriaceae. Gene Ontology annotation, cellular component: nucleus. The transcript has a single exon. Bases 1 to 765 code for a protein of 254 amino acids. Gene Ontology annotation, molecular function: 3'-5' exonuclease activity; nucleic acid binding. Gene Ontology annotation, biological process: rRNA processing; ribosomal large subunit assembly.
AUGGGGGCCGUCCAGAGCGCGCCCCCGAAGACAGAAACCAACCAAGGUGCCUCCCAAUCGCUGGCUCUAUGGGCCACAGACAAUGACAUCUCGGCCGAGUCAAUAGCUGAGGCGUAUGAACUUGGACUGAAAGAUCCAAAAACGGCACUAGCGUCGGAAAAGGACAAGAUCAACUAUGGUCUUAGCGAAGGUGUUACUGUUGGAAAAUAUGUUGCCAUCGAUUGCGAAAUGGUCGGCGUUGGGCCCGGGGGCCACGACUCGGUGCUGGCACGUGUGAGCAUUGUCGAUUUUCAUGGAAAGCAGAUCUAUGACUCCUACGUCAAGGCCAGGGAGAAAGUGACAAACUGGAGGACGGCAGUGAGUGGUAUCAGCCCCAAACAGAUGCGCUUUGCUCGGGACUUCGACGAAGUCCAAAAAGACGUUGCGCAAAUCCUAGACGGUCGCAUCCUCGUUGGUCACGAUCUCAAGCAUGACCUCGAGUGUUUGGCUUUGAGUCAUCCUGUACGGGAUAUUCGCGAUACCGCGAAAUUUCACAACUUCCGGAAACUGGGCAAUGGGCGGAAACCGGCUCUCCGGAUCCUGGCGCAGGAACUCCUAGGUGUUGAGAUUCAGAGCGGAGCGCACUCUAGUAUCGAGGAUGCGAGGGUCACGAUGCUGCUAUUUCGGAAGCACAAGCCGGGCUUCGAUGUCGAUCAUGCGAACCGAUUUGCCCCAAGAGUGAACCAAGCCAGCACAUUAAAGGGUAGCAAAGUCAAGAGGAAAUGA